ACCGUCAUUCACAGAGAGCGCAGUGCUGCCAAUGAGACUUUUGUGUCUGUGCUGAAAUGCUGAGGUCACUGAAAGCUGCAGCAUGAUUGGGAGCCUUAUUUAUUAUGGUCUGUAUCCGCUCACUAAACUCAUCAACAGGCUCUCAGAGUCGUGGUGGAAGGGUCAUCUGGGUCAUCCUGAUCAUCCUGUGUUCAUUAAUGGCAAAGAAGUGUGGGAUGGUGGUGGAGCCCCUUUCAGAAGGCUUAGUGAGCAGCAGACUGCCCUGUUGGAUGAGUGGCUCAGCACUGACAGUGCCCCUUUGGAAAAGCAUAAACCUGCUAGUCAAGAGAGACUGGACGCUGAGGGACUGGUGGAGAGUAGAUUUGUUCUGGAGACCAGGGAGGUGGUGCUAGCUGAGGAAAGGAUGGAGCAACAGGAGGAGCACCUCCAUUCCAAAAACGUAGAGGAGAGGAUUAGUCCAUUGGACAGUACAGUGGAACCUGAUCCAGAAUCUUCAGCAGAGGCAAAAGCUUUCACUCCAGCAAUGGAGAAGGAUGAUGUUGACCUUUCUGAAGAAAAGAAGACUGUCCCAUUAGCAAUGAAAACUGAUGGUAUGUCCAUCCUACAAGAUGAAACAAUUGAAGUGAAUUUAAUGAUAGAGAAGGAGAUGUUCUCUACAAUCGAGUGGGCUGAAGCAGAGGCUCCUGAAGCUGCUGGGAGUGAAGUGGGGUUUACUUCUCUGGAGGACAAGAAUUGUGACGAAGAGACUGGAACAGUGGCCGCAGUUGCUCAGCCUGGAGACACAAACAUCAACAUUAGGGAAAGCGAAUCCAGAGUUAAUGAGGGCGACUGUGUGUUUAAUUUGAGUGAGCUGCUCAAUGAUAGCAAUGCAGAGGCCCUGAAUAGUUUUACACAGUUCCAGCCUGUGCCUGCUUGGCAUUUCCCAGUAGGCCUUGGCCUGUCGGAGACAGUGUGUUGUCCUUCAGUACAGUUUCCUGGCAUGAGCUACUACCCUGCAAUUCAAGACAAUAACAAUUUUGAAGUGAUGUGGAGGGUGUGGGAGGACCUCAGUGAAGAUGGUUAUGACUCUGCAACACUGUCCACAGCCAAAGCUACAGCCAAGUUUGAUUUCACCCUUAUGUCCUACAAUAUCCUGGCCCAGGACCUGCUAGAAGCUAACUCAGAUCUGUAUCUACACUGCUUAGAGGAAACACUAGCAUGGGAGAACCGGUUUCAAACCAUCCUAAAAGAGCUUCAGACCUGGGAGCCUGAUAUUAUUUGUCUUCAAGAGGUCCAGGAGAAUCACUACCUGGAGCAAAUGUUUCCAAUCCUGACUGAGAUGGGAUAUAUCUGUCUAUACAAGCGGCGCACAGGCACCAAAACAGACGGCUGUGUGGUGUGUUUUCGAGGUAAUCGUUUCAUGCAGCUUUCUGUCAACAUGCUGGAGUUCCAUCGUCCUAACUGUGAGCUCCUGGACCGGGACAACGUGGGCAUUGUGCUGCUCCUUCAGCCAAUCAGCGAACAGGGGGAAGUCCUUCAGUUAAACCCUAUCUGUGUGGCCAGCACACACCUGUUGUUUAACCCCAGACGGGGAGAUGUGAAACUGGCUCAGCUGGCCAUAAUGCUGGCAGAGAUCAACACGGUGGUCAAGGAGUGCAAGAAGAAAGGAAGUGACUGUGAGGUCAUUCUGUGUGGGGACUUAAACUCCUUACCCAACAUGCCACUGUACCAGCUGAUCGUCACCGGACAGCUUUACUAUCAUGGACUUCCAGCCUGGAUGGUAUCUGGUCAAGAGGACUUGUCAUACAAAAUCCAUCACAGGAGGCUGUACGCCCCUCUGUGGCCCAGCAGCCUGGGUAUCAGUGACAGCUGUCAGUACUUUACUGAAGAUAAACCUCAAGCCAACCCCUCAGGGAAACUCCAGUACAACCAUGACUUCCUCCGGCAGCUGCGCUACUGCCAAGCUGCCUGUGUGCGGCCCCCAGACCUGGAACUCAUACCGGGCGUCACAGACAACACACCAAAUCCUGAAGAAAAGCUGCUGUUUGCUCCAAGGUUUGGAAACACUAUAAGUCACGGAUUAAAGCUAAGUUCCGUGUACAGUCCAAACAUAGCCGGCACCGAGCGCUGUGCAGUCACCACCCUGCACUCAGGAGCAGCCAUGGUCGACUACAUCUUUUACUCUACAAGACUUGACUGCUCAGAGGAACAUAAAGACUGUGAGAACGGUUUGAAGCUGCUUGGACGUCUCGCUCUGCUGUCUGAAGCAGACCUGUGGUCACUGAAUGGACUCCCCAAUUAUAUGUUCCCCUCAGACCACCUCAGCCUGCUGGCCAAGUUUCAGCUCAGUUGAAUGUUUAGGGCUCCAGCCAGUGUGACACAGCAAGAGAUACCCAAAUGCUCCCAAGUUCAGUGAACUAAGUCUGUUAGUGCUUGGACUUGAAAUUGCUCUUUUUUGAGGCCUUAAUGGAGAUGUUUCUUAUGGUUCGUUGUAUUCAAAGUCAAUGGCAGGUUGAUUUUGAAUUCAGAAUCAUGCUAUGCUAAAAUAGUUUUCUUCCUGGCAAAGAUUGUGGCCAAAGCUAAAGUUUCUGUCAUUUUAAACAUGUCCUUACUUUGACUGUUGAAGUUUCACAAAGACAUUUUAGUCAGAUGCCAUUUUUAUACUCUCUGUCAUAGAGUGGAAGCUUAGUGUGGUUUUAAAUCUUUGAGUUUGAGAUUGUGUGAAUUUGGGCAUUUUGAGGUUAUUAUACUGUAAGUGGUGUUGUGGGCAUUGUUAUGGCAAAUGGAAAUAGCCAUGGAGGAAAUAUUUGUUUAUUUAAGUUCUGUAUUUUCACUCUAAAAAAAAAAAAAUCCUGAAUGUACCUCAAUAGAGUUUUGACUUUUAUUUUCGAAAUUAUGUGCUUUCAUUUUGAGCGGCUUAAUAUUCUUUCAGUGGAAGAAAAUUAUUAAAUAACUUGCCAAAAGAAA
Astyanax mexicanus (Mexican tetra) is the source of this 2946-nucleotide messenger RNA. RefSeq names its product angel homolog 1 (Drosophila) (gene angel1). The transcript is spliced from 10 exons. The record is from RefSeq and is a predicted model, not a curated record. Gene Ontology annotation, molecular function: 3'-5'-RNA exonuclease activity. The coding region runs from base 83 to 2332 and encodes 749 amino acids. NCBI's taxonomy places the organism in Eukaryota, Metazoa, Chordata, Actinopteri, Characiformes, Acestrorhamphidae.